This is a messenger RNA of Athalia rosae (coleseed sawfly), 5750 nucleotides long. RefSeq lists its product as uncharacterized. The transcript is spliced from 2 exons. The record is from RefSeq and is a predicted model, not a curated record. Lineage: Eukaryota; Metazoa; Arthropoda; Insecta; Hymenoptera; Athaliidae. The coding region runs from base 657 to 1529 and encodes 290 amino acids.
UCGUACGCUUCCCCGAUUUCCUACCGCUAUGAUUGUUUACCCGAUUGGUCGAAUAGGCGUGUCUUUCCGGCCGCCGAGUCCGGCCCGUUCCGAAGCUUCGAUAAGACUCAUCCCGUAUGUAUAAGAUUCAUCGGUAACAAGGUGAUGAUAAGUAACAGCCGAUUGAGGAAAAAAUGACGAACGCGAUGAUUUUCGAAGGUGUACAGGUGCGCGUGAUACGCAGGAAAAUUCAAAGCACCGCUAAAAUAUCUCGCGGAAACCCCUUAAAACUCGAGCUUGCGCGGAAGUUUGAAAGGCGCGUCCGAUGCUCAGGUCGUCCGCACACCGGUGUAUUCGUCUGUGAGCUUUCGAAGGGGAUUCACGCGCGACCCCGACGUCGUAUUUCGCCGCAGCCGCUGGGAUCCUUUGCCCUUUAACGAAACCUGGGGCGUGACGCGUUAAAAUGUGAUAUAGACCCCGACAGUCGGCGCAACGAGGAGGAUUUUGGUUUUUUUGUGUGUGUCGUGAGAGUGUUGGGAAGCUCUGAGUUUGUACGGUAGGACGUACGGUGAGAGAUCGGGGGGGGUCAGUAAGACAUUCCGAUGGCUUGAAGAGGGUGCCGCGGGCUGAGCUUUCGUUUCGUCGUCACCGCGAGAAGGCGAUACGCACGUAUCAGGAUGCACGGGGUGGGCUUGCACUCGGCGCUGGCGAUCAAACGUCAGCGCAAGCGUCGGGAAGAACAACGUCGCGCACGCGAGCGUCGUUACAGCGCACAGAGCGGUGAAAGCGGUUUGACAUCACCCCGAGCAUCGACGGGAUCACUGGAUCACCAUACCCGUCACCACCACGCGCCCCACGUCCACCGUUCGGCGGGCGAGGGGGUCCUAGACUCGAAGGUGGUCACCUCCAUCGGAAUGCUGCACAUCGGUGUCGUAUUCCUCGUACUGGGUGGUUUUUUAUUAGCUAGCGGAUUGCUACCCGGCGACUUUGCUAGUUGGGGUACGAAGGCGUCGAGCGGAUGGUGGAACGAGCUAGUCGCCACGGGGAUAUUCGCCAUAGUUACCGGGAUAUUUUUGAUAAUAUUAAACAAAAUAAUAGCGAAGAAGGAGGAGGACGAUCUCGAGGAGUACGUGCAGAGGCAGCUGACCAGAUCGAGGUCCGGGCACAGGCUAGAGAGGGACGUGGAAACCGGCGGCCUCACCACGCGCCACGCCAGACGGGCGAAACAAAUGAAAGCGAUGGCCUCCUCGGGGACCCUGUCGAUGGAGGAGGACCCCAGUCUCGGUUCCUCGCCGCCGAGGAGUCCCCCGCCGGCUUACUCACCCCCGCCGGUUAACACCGCGGACGUUCAGCCCCAACCGCCUCACCUCUUAGAGCAAAUUACCGAAGAAGAAAUCGCCAGCGAUAGAAUCGAGACGUCUACAACCGCGAGCGUUAGCCCCGGAUCUCCUGGCGAAACUCGCGAACUCGCCAAUCCGAAUUAUUAUAAUUCCAACGGGAAUCACCCUCAAUCGCACAGGCCCCUUUACGUCCAUGUUUCGAGAAUUUAAGGAUAUUAACAAUCACGCGCUUACUUUUUAGCGGGUUCACGUUUUAUUCUUUCGACGAAAUUUGCGGAUAAAAAUUACUCUACAACCCACUCGACGACUCUUCCUAUCAUAUUUCUACCGAUGGACGCAGAUAUCGUAUAACAGAUGUUGUAAAAUCGAUGUUUCGUAUACCUACGACUGCGAUUACCACAUCGUAUUCGCGAAUAUAUUCGCGACAAACAGAACCGUCGGAAUUCGGGGAAGAUUUUUUAUAGGAAUCAUCCGCUACUCCGUGAAAUCGUGUUUAAAAUCCUCCACGACUUCGAGUCUGACGAUGAGUCGAAUGAAUCGUGAUGAUAAAUUUGUAAAUGGUCAACUACGAUGAUAAUAAUAUUGUACCACGUGCACGAGCAUAUUAUCAUUUCUUCGUCCACUGCAGGAGCUUCUCAAAGAUAUCACAAACUCAAUGGAAUAAUAUAGUUGAUAAGCAUAACGACCGUGAAAUAAGAAAAUUAAAAAAAAAUGGAGAACUACGGUACGGGGGAGCGAUGAACUAAAACAAGAAGAAAGUACGUUCUUAAUAGCGCGAAUUCAACAAAUGGACGUUUAUAAUUUCGUAGCAUCUUUUGAAUAUAUAAUUCAGUUAAAUGUUAGGUGUCCAAUUUCCAUCGGCUAAGAACUUUCUAAACUUUUCUAGCAUUCCAACUAACAAUGAAUAAUCGAUAUUAUAUCAUGAAUUAUAUGUAUAGCCAUACAGCGAAACGUAUUUAUGUACUUCAACGAAGCUAAUGGAAAAUUAAUUCAUCAGAAGUUAUAUAUUUAAUUCUCAACUGUCGCACAUUAUGUGUAAGUACGUGUAUAUAAUUAGGUAUAACAUGCGCGACUUUAUCGUCCGAAAUAUCAGAAUUCCAAUGAGUUUAAUGAAACAAAACGAAGAAAAUAUAACUCACAUUCCAUCGUGUUACCAUUUUUAAUAUUUAGAUGUGCAAUAUCCAGCUCCGCUGCAGCUUGGCAGAAUUUCAUGUUUCGUUAGUUUUUUUCAGUCCGUAUUCUUUUUUAAAUUUUUCGAAUUUCCACCCUAAGGGUCGAUAUCGCGGGGGAUCAAAUUACGGUGACGAAUUGGCCUGGGAAUAUCAAUACAUGUAUAUUACAAUAUGUCCUUUGACAUGAAUUUCGCGAUUGGGGAAAAAAUCAAAAGUCGAACAGACAAGAGAAGAAGAAAAGUGGGGAGAGUGAACGCAUUAGAGCGGGGGACAAAAAAAGUUCAACUCUUACUCCGAAUUUGAAGUAAGGGAAAUCGAGAGUAUAAGAGAUCAAGGAAAUGAGAAAGAGAAAAUUUAACGGGAUAAAAUGAGAUUUGUAGGAAUUGAAUAAAUCGAGGAGAGUGGAUUGAGAUUUGUUCAGCUACAUAAUAUAUAAGGACCAAAGUAAUUUGAGGAUUUAAAUAAAUUGUUCAAAUAAAUAUCGUAAUGUAUGAUAAAAUUCUUGAAUCGAUCGUUUUGCAAAAAGCAGCGUAACGCAUAAUGGAUUUCAUACAUUAUAAAAAUAAAUAGAAAAGAAAGAAAAUUGAAUCGCUAAAUUAAUCGAUUGAAAAUUUUCUAAAUCAAAUACCUACUCCAUUAUAUAGUGUACCUAAAUUAAAUCUAGACAAAUGCGUACGCAUAAUAUACAUAUACAUAGUUAUUAAUAAAUCAAUAGACAGGUUGCCAAAACCCAGACUUACUCAUAUUUCUUAUAAUACGCUUAUAAUAAUAAUAUUUAUAAUAAUAAUAGGCUGCAAGGAUCCGCAAAUUAACAAUAAGAUCGAUUCGAAUAACGAUCGAAGUUUAUCAAAUGACAAACCAUCAUAAUACCAUAAGUCUACUUGAAUUAAAUUAUUGAUAUUGAUAAUGAUUAGCCGCGUACAAAAUCUAUCUUAUGUACGGUACAUUCAUCGAUUCGUAACGUGAUUAUUUUGCCAUUCUUGUUUUCUAUUCUCAUUUUUCUAAUCGCCUUGGAAUUACGACGAUGAUAUUAUCACACCAGGACAUAAUCUCGCUGACUCUGCAUGUUACGUAAUUAUAAAUAUAUUUGUAUAAUUUAUUCUCUACCUCAGAUAAAAAACAAAAAAAAAAAACUAUUCUUAAACUUCAACUGAUAUAUUGAGUACCUGUUAUUGAAAUUUGUUGGUUAAAAUAAUCCUUGAAACGCAUUGAUAAUCGUUGCAUCAAUUAUUUACAAUUAAAUACUACUCCGAUGAAAGAAAAAAGAAAAUGAAAAUAUCUAAUCUUUCACAUUCCACUGUUUGAGAUUCAACGGCUUUAUUCCUUCUUCGCCCUAAAUCUUUUCAAAUCACGAUCGAUCUCCGCUCUACUUUUUGGGGCACGUGAGAGCAGCUGCUAUACUUUAAAUUCUAUAUGAUGAUUGAUAUCAAAUGAUUGCUAGAUUUUCAAACUAGUUUGUAUUUGAAUAACUUGUAUAUUAUAUACAUAUAAUUAAUUUUGUAUAACAAUCUUAUUAUUAUACAUAUAUAGCAAAUUAAAUCUCUGAACAAAAGUACUACACUAAUAAAUACUUUAUAUAAAAUGCUAGCUGUAUGAUAAAAAAAUAUUGUGUAUAAGUGAAGUUUUCAAAAACGCUGUAUCAAAAAAAAAAGAAAAAGAAAAACCUCAUAUAUAAAGAAAUAUCAAAAAUUACUGAAGUAUGUACACAUAAUUUACGGGCGAACACGUUAAAAAGAAAGGACGAUGUACGAACGUCAAGAUGGCGCGGUUAUAGAAUGUAUUUUUUCGAAAAAUGAUCCAAGACUCUACACGCUGUUGAUUAUAUCCUUUCGAAGCAUUAUUGCAAUUUGAAAAAUACUAAAAAAAAUUAUACGUAUAAUUAGACCAUUUUUGAAACUCAUCAUAUCAAAGGACCAUGAUCACUUUAAAUUCCCCCGAUAUCCAUCCAACACAUCUAUAUGUAUAUAUUAAUAUUAACAUAUAAUAAUUCGAUCGCCUAUUUUUUCACACUGUAUAAAAAGAAAAAAGCGUUUUUGAGGAUUUCCAAAUUGCGAUGCUCGGGCGCUACAAUUCUGUGAUCUACACAAACAAAAUAAUACACACCCUCUUUGAACAAAACUCAUAUUACGAAACAAAAGGAGAUAAAAAAAAAUACUUCAAGCAUCUUUUCACCUACCUAUCAUAUUGAAUCGCACUAAUGUUAUCGAUUUUUUGCAUUCUCAUUCGUAUUAAUAUUAUUGUCAUUAUUUUGUCUAUUUUCAUCAAACGUUAAACGCCCUUAUUCGAAUAGAUGUGAUAUUUUUUUUACAAAAAAAAGAGAAUAGAUAAUUUGAGUUCACUGAUAUUCAGAGGCACGAUAGAAAUGAAAUAGAUGUACAAUUAUAUUUGUGAAUUGCUACUGAAUAAUUUUGAUGGGUUGUUCAAAACAGGAAAAGAAACGAAAGAAUAGGUGAGAAAAUUUUUCGGAACUAAAAGGAAGCUUGAAAAAUGAAAAAAUACGAUAUUAAUAAAGAUAGAAAUUUUUAGCGCUGUAAGAAGCUUUUGAGCGUUAUAAAUUAUUCCACUAUGAUUAGACGUAUUGGGUAUAAUUUAGUCGAUUAUACCUAAUCGUAGUUAAUUAUAUUAUGAGAUUUUGAAGCCUCGAAUCAAACGAUCUAAAACAGCUAACGGUAAUUAUAAAGCUUCGACUUACGAAGAACCGAUUAAACUUAGAUACUGAAAAUUCGACCAGGAAAAAGAAAAAUGGAAGCCUGACAUAUGAAAUUAAAACGAUAUAAAUAUCCUUCCCUUUCCCUGAACAUCGAUCGACUUUUCAUACUGUCGUAUUAUGAUGGCAACAAAAAGAAUUAUGAAUUAAUGACUUUAUCAAAGAGAAAAAAUUAAGAAAAAAUUAAUGGAAUCUUCUAUAUAUUUGUAAUAAUAUAAUAUUAUAAAAGCAGAUGAAUUGAGAUGGCGAAAAAACUCGUAGUACUGUACUAGAGAAUUGAAUAGAAAUCAUGAAUUGGGAGGGGAAAUGAAGUUAAAAUAAAAAAUAACCUAAGCUUAAAAUAUGAAUUGUGAAGGGGUACGUAAAAUUCAAUACUUAUUACAAUACGUAACAAAGUUAUAGAAUAAUAUUAUUGUAAUAAUCGUAAUUACUACAUAAUAUGAUGUACGAUUACAUGACUUAUCGUUAAGCUUUCUUAUGCAAUUUCUCUACCACUUAUAUAUACAUUUGACGCACGACUUUUUCGAAAAUAAAACUUUACGAUAAACGCUC